CCUCGUUUUCGCUUCAACUCACAAGACUGUUGACAUCAAUACCAUGGGAGUUUUUGUCACUACGAGGCUCGUCGCGAUCACAAACUCCUCCCCGGUCUAAAUCUGAGCAACGGCAAUGACGUCUGGGCUUGACCUAUCACAAAGGGUGCCACGAAAUCUCCUGAAUCACCCAAUCCUCUUAUGCCAGUGUCGACUUCAGUUAAUAAUCCAGCUUGCGUCUGUGUCGUCUUAAUGUUCAUGUAGCAACUAUCAGAGGACCCGGUAUCUCAGUAGACAGUGUUUGCGCUGCCGAUACCGCUUCAUAUCGCUGAUAGCCUCAUUUCAGGGAUUCACCCGGCCGAACUCCCUGCUCGGAGAAACAUCGAUUCUGUGUUGUUCUUCUCAAGAAAAGAAAUACGCAAGAAAAAGAAAGAGAGGUGCCGCAGCGAAGGCGACCUCCAAGGCAUAAACAAGUCGAACGCUGCCAAAACUGGACAAGGAGUUAGAAAAGUGGUCAAGGUUGGACGCUAGUGGACACUUUAAAGAUCGCCUUCUUCUCUUGAUAAAACGGAACGUUGAAGUACGAGAGGACGUCGAAUUUACUGCGGGGCAGUUAUCGUCAGGCUGAAAGAAUUUGAUUGGAUUUUUGUAGUCAUAGUGUAAGCAUGUAAGAACAUAAUUAAAACAAUAGUUUUCUGUGCUCAAUUAGAAAAGAAGGACUACAGAUAAGAAGAUAUCUUUGUGAUCGGUUGACCACCAAACGAUUUUCAAAUGCUUCCGCACUGUCAACAAAUCCAGUAAAACAGACGACAGACUUCAAAUGCACUAUGGAUCCUAAAUACAAAAAGAUUCUGGACGAAAAUCGAGUGUUGUUGGCCAGAAACAUAAUUCCGACAAAGGAGUUCUACGACAGACUGCAAAAACAGAAUGUCCUCACUGAGUCCAUGCUCUCCAAUAUAGCGAGUAAAACUGAUAAAGAAUCCAGUCCGUUAAGACGGGCGCAUCUGCCAACGAAUGUGGUCAACAGGGAUGCACAGAUUAACUCCAUGAUUGAUAUGUUGUUGGUCAGAGUGACCGCCGCCUUCCAUAAAUUCUGUGAUGUCCUCCAAGUGACCGGUCACCACCUGUUGGCUGACCACCUGCGAAAUGAGGCUUUAAGUGCCAGUGAAAGCAAGGACUUCCCGGGAGGUGAGACACCUGAACCCGACGUCUUCCGCAGAUUUCCUUCCUUGAAUAAGGCGCUAUCAGAUGUAGAGAAGCAGGUGCUUGACGGCUAUAUCAAAGAGAGGGAACGUGAAGCCGCCCUAACCGCACUAUGGAAAGGACAAAGCCGCGAGAAACAGAUUGCGUUAGAUGCGAAACAGAAGCAGAUGGAGGAAUCCUGGGAACACAUGGAGGUGAUGCAGAAGAAAGACGUGCUGAUCCACCGCCUGGAAGACGAGUGUCAGAAGGCGCAAGAAGCCCUCCAAGAAAAAACAGCGGAGUACAUGAAGCUGCUUAGGAACGCAGAAGAAGCAAAAGAGAAGCAUAAACUCCAACUGGACACGCAAAUGAACUUUAACUCCGCCAACGACAGCACGCUGCGUCGUCUGCAGGAGCGGAUCACGGAGAUGGAGACCGCCCUCAACGACAUGGACGCUUACAUGGAGGAAAAACUCCGAAAGGUGGAGCCACCGACUGAAGAGGCUCCUCUUGACAUCCAGCACCUAGACAACAAACAGGUGAGGGAGAAGAGGGUCCGAUCGUUCUUAGACCACUUUGACCGCCUUUACCUGAUUAGUCGGAAGUACGAGGACGCUCUCCAGGAGAGACAAGACGUGUUGAAGCUUUUUGCCAUCGAGGCAGACUCAAAACCGUUCUAUGCACACAUGCGUAACUUCCAUGACAGCAAUUCCGACCGUCUGGCGCGACUCUUCAAGGAGCUGGAGCAUCGCGAGACGAGGAUCUCAGAGGUGCAAGACGAGGUGGCUAAGGUGCAGGGAGAAAAAGCGGACCUGGAGAAGACGAUCGAAGACCUGAACGCCCAACUUGCAGAAAGAGACAAGCAGAUCCGGGACCUGAAGAAGGAGAUACAGGUCCUCCGCUCCCACUCUCUCACGGGGAAGUCGGCAAAGAAUACCUCUCCAAGAACCAUUGAGCCGGGGUACGUCCCCAGCGGGCACCGCCAGCGCGCGGAUAGUUACGAGGACCCGCACCACCAGCCCUCCCUCACCCCAUGGGGAAAGACACCCACCAACAACGGCCUGAUAGACAUGCACGAUGACCACCCCCUCACCAAGCCACCAAAAUUCCUCACGCCGCUGCCUCACGGGGACAGUUCCCAGGGAAGUCCCCACGGGAUAUCCCCGAGGCACAACCGCGUCGAGACCCUGGCUAUGAAGUCUUCGACCUCCAAGGGCGCCAUCAUGCGGCCAUCAGGAAAACCUCUCUCUCCCAACAGCGCCAACGUUGUAAACCUCAGUAUACCUCAGCACCAACUUCUAACGGGGGGAGUCACUAGGAAAAAGAGGUUCUAAGAAAAAUGGUGGCUAUCUGUUUAGUAUUUGGAAUAUGACUGACGUGUAUUUCAUUUUGAUCUGAACAUGGUCGGUUGACAUUUUUCAUCAUUUACCAUGUGGCCAUCAAGUUUUAUAAUCCGUAUCGUGAUUAAUUCUCAAUUGCAACUGACCGAAUUAUCGGUCACAAAGCUAAGGCCAACACUUUUGUGAACCCGGUCGCAUGGAAAUGAAUCGUGCGUAUAAAAAAAUUACACAAAAAUACCCGGGAAGACGGUGCCGUAAAAACAGAUGUACAUAUCUUACUGUAAGAAGCUUUUGCUGCUGCAUGCUAAGAUAUAUGUAAAGCUUUAUAUUUAUACAUUUGUAUUAUACAAAUUACUAAACUUGCACUGAAUAUACAUAAGAUAUAUAGAAGUGUAUUUUCUAAGAAAUGUUUUAUACACUGACUCCGUCCGGAUAUCAGACUAUAUUUUGUCACAAGUGUGUUGUUUUCACAUGUAUAGUAUAUCAGUUUUACACAGAUAUUUGUCUAUCUUAGGUUGUGUGCGUCGUUAGAAAUGUCUAUUAUAACUUUUCACAUUGUUUGUUGCAUCGUAUCCUUCAUUCUGUAGCGCUACGUUUCGAGAAAGUGUCAGCUUUUGAAUAGUUGUUAAAACAGCCCUACUAUAUUACAAUACUACCUACGCUGAACCAUAAGCUCGCCACAGGAUUAAUUUUGGUUGGUACGUAUUAAUUUCCAAAAGCAUGCUUCAUGUCGCAAACAAUAGGAAGUAAACUGUUCAAAGCGAGUUAAGUCCUCCUCUCUUUAAGAGGUCUUUGUGGCUCCUCUAGCAUUUACAAGACGAUCAUUCAAGCGAUUUUGUAACUGUAGAACGCUUUCCGGGGAGGAGCAGUCUAUCUCAAAACAUACCGCUGCAGAUGGGUUGAAAAUAUAUGCCGUGCAGCCUAAGGGGCCUGUACAGUACAGGCGUAAGUGUAUACGUCAAUAUGUGCCAUGUCCAUGACUAAUGACUAAUUGUGAUACAAAGUUGCCAUGUGAUGCUCAAAGUGUGGUGCUCAUUUUAUGGUCCAUGAUAUGUGUAUUCAUGACAACAUGCGUAUGAAUUUCUUAACUUUUGUGUAGGAUUUUGUUUUAGUCUAGAUAUAUACGUGUUUGAAUUUUCAGAUUAAGUAUCGGAAAAAGGAAGAGUUUUUCCUUAAAUAAUUUUCACAGCAAAAUUUGUUUCAUUUGUUUAAGUUUUUAGUCGUUUUGAAAUAGAGUCAUGUUUCUCAGGACAAUUUCAAAUAGUUUGUCUUGGCAUGUGACUAUGUUGCUGUCACCUAUCAGUCACAUGCAUAUUUGAUCGAGAUCAAGGCGAAAAUGUUUUUUUUUUUUAAAUAUUGAUUGUGAACAGAAUGUCUUCAUUAAUCUUUUUUACAGUAAAUUUACAUUUUAAUCAAUAUACACUGGUUUACUGAUUCACAACUGCAAGAUUCGAAAGAUACAUCGGAACUUUUAUUGUUCUGAAUCAACCGAAAUCUGGCAUCACCUGUACUUUUGCGUGAGCACCAACGGAAUAAAAAUAUUUAUUU
Molecule: messenger RNA, 4049 nt
Organism: Lingula anatina
Lineage: Eukaryota; Metazoa; Brachiopoda; Lingulata; Lingulida; Lingulidae
Biological process (GO): regulation of apoptotic process
Source: RefSeq, a predicted model, not a curated record